AUGUCUCUGCCAUCUUCCAACAAUCCCCAGAUCAGCGGUUUCUAUGGCCCUGGCCCAUGGGCUGCCUGGAUCAUUACUCUAGCGAUCUCAUGGAUGAACACCGUCCAAAAUAACUACACGCAUAACAUGCACUUUAUCGGAAAUGCGUUAUAUACGAAUUUUGCUGCGGUCAACCUUAUACGCCAGCUGAAUUUGGCUAAAGAUGAGGGGGAAAUCUCUGUGGAUCGACUCAACCCUGGUGUUCCAAGUUAUAAGAUAGACUUGGAAAAGACUCCACUUGAAGUGGACGAAGCUACGCGACAAAUGCUGGCAGCUGCUAUUGCGGUAGUACAUGUGGGUAUCCAAAUGGCCACGAUGCAGAUCAUUGCGUGCUUCUACAAAGAGCGACAACGAAAUUUCGAUCCCAAGGAACCUAUCAAGCGACGCCGUUUCAUAGUAUCUGUCGGAUUAGUGCUUCCGAUAGGAGCAAUCUGGUACGCAAGUAUUUCGAUCAGCUGUCAUCGACUCGGAUUCAUCGUGCUACCGGGAAGUCUUUUGCCAGGCCUCACGACGCUAAUCCGCAGUUGGGUCAAUAUCCUUUGGUCGUGGAAGUACAACAAUGUCGAACACGUUCCACGUUUAACCAGAAUUUGCGUCUUCGGUGCAAUUCUCAAUUGGGCACUUCGCUGUUGGAUUGAACCGCGGUUACACUUCCGUAACCCCGGAAAUUCGCUCCUCAAUGGAGAUUUGUGCUCAAGGACAAGAUGUUGUUUCGUUCCAUGUGCGUCACAAAGCAUCAGAGAAAUGGACCAAAUCUUCUCUUUGGUCAUCACGCUUUCUCUCUUUCUAUACGAGUUCGAACCUCCAUUAGUUCGCGCGGCGAGAAAGUGCAUAGGCGUGGUAAAGAAGUGUAUAGAGUUCCUUCUUGAAACUAGGUUUGGUUCCUUGAUGGUCCGCAUUGUAAGGAGAUGGAUUGAGUUUUAUCACUCGUCAGGUCUAUCUUUUUAUAUAUAA
Alternaria burnsii is the source of this 993-nucleotide messenger RNA. RefSeq lists its product as uncharacterized. Bases 1 to 993 code for a protein of 330 amino acids. NCBI's taxonomy places the organism in Eukaryota, Fungi, Ascomycota, Dothideomycetes, Pleosporales, Pleosporaceae. The transcript has 2 exons. The record is from RefSeq and is a predicted model, not a curated record.